UCUUAAGAUUUGGAGGAACUAUAGCUUUAUCGUUAUAAAGAAAUACGGCGAGGAGCAUUUCUAGUUACCGCGGCCGGAAGCGGUGCGGAAUAAUAACGGAAGCAAAUUUGGAAAGGUGGAGGACGGGGAUACGAAGAAAACAACGAAGAAUGCAAGAAUCCUUUAAAAUGAAAGGCAACAAAGGAAAAAUCUGCAGUUUGGAGAAAGAAUUUUUUUAUGAAUUCAGAGCUGGAAAUCAUCAUUGUAUACUUAGAGUUCCAUUGAAAUUCCCAGUGAAAGAAAAUGCUAACCACUUGCUUGGGCAUCUAAUGCUUCUGUACAACCUGCCAUGCUUCAUAGAAAAUGAUUUGAAAGACUCCCUUAGCAGAUUCAUUGAAGAGAAAUCCAUAGAGGUUUAUGAUAUAGAAGCAGAAGCAGUCCUCGAAGCUGUAAAAUCUGGUAAAGUAGAUUUGCAUGAGCUGACAAAUACAUGGGCUAAAGCAUAUAAUGAGGCAACGCUGGAGCAUGCACAACCUGAAGAUCCCAGCUGGGAUGAAGAUUUUGCAGAUGUCUAUCAUGAUUUAAUCCAUUCACCUGCUUCUGAGACUUUAUUAAACCUGGAACACAAUUAUUUUGUUAGCAUCUCAGAACUAAUAAGCGAAAGAGAUGUGGAACUGAAAAAAUUACAUGAAAGGCAAAGCAUUGAAAUGGAUAAGGUGAUGAAAGAAUUGGGAAAGUCACUAACAGAUCAAGAUGUAAAUGUUCUGGCAGCACAGCACUUUGAAUCCCAGCAGGUGUUGGAGAACAAGUGGAACAAUGAACUGAAACAAACAACAGCAAUCCAAAAACAAGAAUAUCAGGAAUGGGUGAUAAAACUUCAUGAGGACCUUAAAAAUCCCAACACCACUAUUGGUGAUGAAAUAAAAGUUCAACCUAAUCAGUGGAGGGAAUCUAUAGAAGGAAAUGGAAGUCUUUUUGAAGACCAGAGGCAGUUGGAAGAAAGUUUUACUAUUCAUUUGGGAGCACAAUUGAAAACUAUGCAUAAUCUGAGAUUGCUGAGAGCAGAUAUGCUGGACUUCUGCAAGCACAAGCGUAAUCAUCGCAGUGGCGUCAAACUCCACAGGCUUCAAACUGCGCUGUCACUUUAUUCAACGUCUCUUUGUGGCCUGGUUUUGUUAGUAGAUAAUCGCAUCAGUUCAUACAGUGGAAUCAAAAGAGAUUUUGCAACUGUUUGUCAGGAGUGCACAGACUUCCACUUUCCAGGGAUUCAAGAGCAGCUUGAAGUUAUUCAACAGAUUGUACUUUAUGCCCGAACACAGCACUGCAGUAAGUCCAAGCGGCUAAAUGGAAACAAAAAUAGUGGCAGUGAAGAUAAGACUAUGAAUAUUGAACCACACCUAUUAACUAUUUUGCCUGGAGAAUUUUAUAUCACUCGCCAUUCAAAUCUCUCUGAAAUUCAUGUUACUUUUCACCUGUGUGUGGAUGAAAAUGUGAGAUCAGGUAAUAUUACUGCCCGGGAUCCUGCAAUCAUGGGCCUCCGGAAUAUCCUCAAAGUAUGCUGUGCACGUGACAUUACUACAGUCAGUAUUCCUCUCCUUCUGGUUCAUACAAUGUCUGAGGAAAUGACUAUAUCUUGGUGUCUCAAACGAGCAGAGCUUGUAUUUAAGUGUGUCAAAGGCCAAAUAAUCCUACUUGUACUUUCAAGUCCUGUGUGAAGCUAGCACAAACCUCUGGUGCAGUAUGGAGAGGGGAAAUUGCAACAACUGCGAUAAAGCAUCCACACAGAAAAAAUGGGCAGAGAGAGCCCCCUCGUGAUGGUGGCUGUAAUAACGGCAAGUUGUUCAUUCUUUUUACUGACAUGAACUCGCUCUAUGAAUGCAAGCAACUGGCCCUCUUAGAGGAAAAACUGAGGGCCUGGUUAUGCUCUAACUGACCAAAACAACCAAUGUGAUACUAGAGGGGCAACAUUGAUCUAAAGCUAAGAACUCUGUGGGAAAAGAAAAAGAGAAGAAAACAACCUGGGAAGAAAGGCAUUCACCAGCAAAGAGAUUAGAAGAGACACUACAACUGAGGAAGUAGCAAAAAUCUCAAACUGCUUUCAGAUACUUGAGACACAAGAAUAGCCAGCAAUGGAAAAACUGCUAAAUACACUGAGAAACCCUGAAAAGGAGACUGAAGAACAACCAAAUAUGAGAGAGACUACCCAGACCAAAGGCAACAAAAUAGGAAAUACGUAUUCCAAGCUUGCAGCAAUAAUGAACCAAGAAAUGCUACCCAAACUUUUAGCAACAAAAAUAAGAGCAAAGUGCUAGUUGUGGGAGACUCUUAUUGCAAGGAAUGGAAGACUAUGUUGACACAGGAAAAAGCCAGGCAUGCUAUCUUUCUGGAGCCAAGGUCAAUGACACUUGUCUACAAGGAAAAAGCCUUGGAGAUGAAAGUAGCUAAAUUUUACCAGAAUUUGGUCACUAAUAAAGGAAAAUUAAGUAUUAAUUGGCUCCAGUUUCCAAGAUACAGCUUCAGGUCAAAAUUGCAUCAAAAUAAUUCAAAAUUAUGAGGGGGAUGUGAGAUUAUGCUCCAUAACUUUUUUGCAAAAUGUGAUAUAGCAAUGAGAAUGGUCAUUUAGCUCACUCUGUGAAAUUAGAUGUGGUUCAGGAGUGGGCUUAAGUUUAGGUCCACUGACAUUGAUGGCUCCAGAUCAGCUGCAUCUUGCUCAUCGUCUUUAUCAUAAUCGGAGUCUAGAGAGUAGGAUUCUGGUGGAUCUGGAACUGGCAAGUCUUCACCGUGGGGUACAGGACGCAGUGUGGAUGGAAUGUAGUGGUUAAUGUAAUGGAAAGCCAGUGUGGUGUAGUGGUUAAGAGCACGGGACUGGGACUCAAAGGAUCUGGGUUCUAGUCCCCACUCAGCCAUGGAGCCAACUGGGUGACUUUGGCCAGUCAA
Varanus komodoensis (Komodo dragon) is the source of this 2916-nucleotide messenger RNA. RefSeq names its product chromosome unknown C12orf4 homolog (gene FERRY3). Gene Ontology annotation, cellular component: cytoplasm. Lineage: Eukaryota; Metazoa; Chordata; Lepidosauria; Squamata; Varanidae. Bases 150 to 1694 code for a protein of 514 amino acids. The transcript has 13 exons. Gene Ontology annotation, biological process: regulation of mast cell degranulation. The record is from RefSeq and is a predicted model, not a curated record.